This is a messenger RNA of Tyto alba (common barn owl), 1624 nucleotides long. RefSeq names its product steroid 5 alpha-reductase 3 (gene SRD5A3). Gene Ontology annotation, biological process: polyprenol catabolic process; dolichol-linked oligosaccharide biosynthetic process. Bases 7 to 1011 code for a protein of 334 amino acids. The record is from RefSeq and is a predicted model, not a curated record. NCBI's taxonomy places the organism in Eukaryota, Metazoa, Chordata, Aves, Strigiformes, Tytonidae. Gene Ontology annotation, molecular function: 3-oxo-5-alpha-steroid 4-dehydrogenase activity. Gene Ontology annotation, cellular component: endoplasmic reticulum. The transcript has 6 exons.
GGGGCCAUGGCGGCCGCGCUGGCCGCCGCCUGGGCUCUGCUGGCCGCCGCCUUCCUGGCCGCGCUGCUGCUGCUGCUGCUGCUGCUGGGGCGGGCCCCGGCCCCGGAGCCGCGGCCCGACGGCGCCUCCGGCCUCUUCCAGGAUCUCAUCCGCUACGGGAAGACGAAGCGCGGCUGCGGGCAGCGCCCGGCCCGGCUGCGCUUCCUGCAGGCGCCCAAGAGGUGGUUUACUCACUUUUACGUGGUUUCUGUGCUCUGGAACGGCUUUCUGCUGAUCUGGCUUUUCCGAGCCAAGUUCCUUGGAGGGUCGCUCCCAUCAUGGAUUCAGCACGUGCACCAUGUUCUUGGCAGAGCUUCUCAGAGUGAGGAUACUGAUAGUGAGCACUUCUCUGCGCUCCUGGUUCUCCUGCUGCUUUGGCUUCAUAGCUGUCGAAGACUUGCAGAAUGCCUCUGGACCAGUGUGUUUUCCAGUGGCGUCAUUCAUAUCGUGCAAUAUUGCUUUGGACUUGGUUACUACAUUGCCGUUGGCUCAACUGUGCUAUGUCAAGUCCCAACUGACGUCAGGAAUGGAAAAGAGCUUUCUAUGCAGAUCCACUGGUAUCACAUUGUAGGAGUUAUGAUGUACAUUUGGGCCUCUCUUCACCAGCACAGAUGUCUUGUGAUUCUAGCUAAUCUUAGAAAAAAUAAAUCAGGAAAGGUUGUGAGCCUGAGCCACAGUGUACCUUUUGGAGACUGGUUUGAGAGAGUUUCUUGCCCUCAUUAUUUUGCAGAGCUGCUCAUAUAUGUGUCUAUGGCCAUCACGCUUGGAUUUCACAACGUGACGUGGUGGCACAAAAAACGGUGGACAAAGCUGCAGUGGAGGAAUGACUCACGCUCAGCAGUGGAGAUAAACAGACCCAUUCUCUGCAUUAUCUCUUCUGCAACAAAGUGUCUUAAUUCAUUCAUGGAAAACUCCUUCUUUAUCCCUAAACUGGGCGAAUCACGGAAGGUUCUCUGUCUGGAGAGACAGUAGAGGAGAAUUUGCAGAAAAUUAAUGUUCUUGGUUAUGGUUCUGCCAUCCUUACGGUGGGUUACUGGAAUCCCUCGUGUGUUGGAGGGGGCAGUUAUGCAGGAUGACCGUAACCACGACUACACUGGUUUUUAAACAGCCUGUGAAAGCAGAUGUAAUAAACUGCUGAAGCAAAGGACAGAAACCAGUAUCUGACAAGCGUUGCAGGGAAAUUCUGUACUGGAGGGAUGAUGUCGGUCAGCACAGGGUCUUUCUGCACUUAACCACUGAGUAUUUUGGUCCUUUUCAUGAUACUGGAGUGAAUGAUCAGAUUGUAUCAUGUAGCAUAUGGACACGGGUUUCAGCAUGUUUUCUUACAUGCGUGUAUUAUUUUGUAUAUGAGUUUUUAUAUACUUUAUAUACUGUAUAUUUUACGAAUUAUCUAAGUAAAACAGCUUAUUACACCUUCUGUUUCUAUUUUGUAUAGUUUUUCAAAAUUGAGCUGUGUAUUUGCAAAACACGAGCGAUUACUUUGCACAAAAUGUUGUGCCUCUCCUGGCUCUCACAACCCUCUCCCCAUCACCGCCUUCCAUGCCCUCGCUUCACCAUAACAUUAAUAAACAACCCUGUCUCGGGA